This is a messenger RNA of Cryptococcus amylolentus CBS 6039, 2104 nucleotides long. RefSeq names its product ATP synthase subunit beta, mitochondrial, variant 2. Gene Ontology annotation, molecular function: ATP binding; proton-transporting ATP synthase activity, rotational mechanism; ATP hydrolysis activity. Bases 698 to 1852 code for a protein of 384 amino acids. Gene Ontology annotation, biological process: proton motive force-driven mitochondrial ATP synthesis; proton transmembrane transport. The record is from RefSeq and is a predicted model, not a curated record. The transcript has 4 exons. NCBI's taxonomy places the organism in Eukaryota, Fungi, Basidiomycota, Tremellomycetes, Tremellales, Cryptococcaceae.
GACAAAAUGACUCUCGUCACCCGAUCCGCCAUCCGUCUCUCCAGGCGAGGGGGCCAGCAGCUCCGCAACGCCCGCGCCAACGCUGCCCUCUUCACCACCGCCGCCGCCCAGGCCAAGACCGUGCUCCCUGCCCUCAACGCCUCUUCUUCCAGGGUCACCCUCCCCGCCAAGGCUUGUGAGUGUGCUUCCACAUACUUUUUACGGCUGCAUCGAGCAGCACGCGCGAGCAGCAGAGGACGCGUGCGCAGGGGCGAUAUCGAUGCGACUUCGGGUUUUCUCGGCCGUUCGGCGCCCAAACCGAAACGACCGCUAACACGUCUUUUUUCCAGCUGGUGCUGCCCGAACCUACGCCACCCCCGCUGGUGUCCAGACCGGUCAGAUCAAGACCGUCAUUGGUGCCGUCGUCGAUGUCCACUUUGACUCUGACAACCUCCCCCCCAUUCUCAACGCCCUCGACGUCCAGUACGGUGAGGGUCAGACCGCCCCUGAAGGCGGCCGACUCGUCCUCGAGGUCGCCCAGCACUUGGGUGAGAACACCGUCCGAUGCAUUGCCAUGGAAGGUACCGACGGUCUCGUCCGAGGCCAGAGCGUCGUCGACACUGGUGCCCCCAUCAGGGUCCCUGUCGGCCCCGCUACUCUUGGGUAUGUCUUUGCAAAUCCUCUUUUUGCAAUAAACUGACCGCGUUGCAGUCGAAUCAUGAACGUUAUCGGUCAGCCCAUCGACCAGCGUGGCCCCAUCAAGGGUGUCAAGGAGAACCCCAUCCACGCCGAUGCCCCCGAGUUCAUUGACCAGUCUACCCAGGCUGAAGUCCUCGAGACCGGUAUCAAGGUCGUCGACCUCCUCGCUCCUUACGCCCGAGGUGGUAAGAUUGGUCUUUUCGGUGGUGCCGGUGUCGGCAAGACUGUCUUGAUUCAGGAACUUAUCAACAACAUCGCCAAGGCCCACGGUGGUUACUCUGUCUUCACCGGUGUCGGUGAGCGAACCCGUGAGGGUAACGACUUGUACCACGAGAUGAGGGAGACUGGUGUCAUCAACCUCGAGGGUGACUCCAAGGUCGCUCUUGUCUUCGGUCAGAUGAACGAGCCCCCUGGAGCCCGUGCCCGUGUCGCUCUUACCGGUUUGACUAUCGCCGAGUACUUCCGUGAUGACGAAGGCCAGGAUGUGUUGCUCUUCAUUGACAACAUUUUCCGAUUCACCCAGGCCGGUUCCGAGGUGUCUGCCUUGCUCGGUCGUAUCCCCUCCGCUGUCGGUUACCAGCCCACUCUUUCCACCGACAUGGGUGGUAUGCAGGAGCGAAUUACCACCACCAAGAAGGGUUCUAUCACUUCCGUCCAGGCCGUCUACGUCCCUGCCGAUGACUUGACUGACCCUGCCCCCGCCACCACCUUCGCCCACUUGGACGCCACCACUGUGUUGUCUCGAGGUAUUGCCGAGCUCGGUAUCUACCCCGCUGUCGACCCCCUCGACUCCAAGUCCCGAAUGCUCGACCCCCGAGUCGUCGGCCAGAGGCAUUACGACAUUGCUACCCGAACUCAGCAGAUCCUCCAGGCUUACAAGUCUCUCCAAGAUAUCAUUGCCAUUCUCGGUAUGGACGAGUUGUCCGAAGAGGACAAGAUGACUGUCGAGCGAGCUCGUAAGAUCCAGCGAUUCAUGUCGCAGCCCUUCGCUGUGGCCCAGGUCUUUACCGGUAUUGAGGGUCGACUUGUCCCCCUCAAGGACACCAUCAACGCUUUCGAGGAGAUCCUCGAGGGUAAGCACGACCACAUCCCCGAGAACGCCUUCUACAUGGUCGGUGGUAUCGACGACGUCAAGGCCAAGCACGAGAAGUCCCUCAAGGAGACUGGUGCCUAAGCUUGUAGUCUAGAGUGAUGAGAGCGGAAGAGAAGCGGUCAUUGGGCCUUUAAACAGCCCUGCAAAAAUAUGAAAAAUGAAUCUUUGCGUAAAAUGGACAUUCUCUCUUGCACAGUCAUGGCUUCCUGCACUGUAUACCUGAAUCAAGACCGGGACGGUAGUAUAGUGUGGGACCUCUGCCGUCCUGAAAUAUAUGGGUAUUGAUUCUUGCUGUCGACUGGGACCCCGUUGCAUCGCCAAGUGUAGUCCGUG